AUUGACAACACAGUGUCUAUGUCUAAAGAAAUAAAAAGUGUAAGGGGUUGUGCCGAUGCAAUCUUCAAUACUGUAGUCAGUUCCAAUGAAUCUGGGAUUGUAGACUUUGUUAUUGUGACAUUUAAUGAUCCAGGUUUCGAAUUGCGUGUUAUUACAAAUAAUAAAGAAGAAUUCAACAGUUCGCUAUUCAAUAUUAAAGCAGGUGGUGGUGGUGAUUGUCCUGAAAAUGCAAUGUCAGGAAUUGAACUGGGCCUUAAAUCUAGUCGGCCCUUUUCACAUUUAUUUGUUUUUACUGACGCUACUGCAAAAGAUAUGGAAAAAUACGAAGUUGUAAAAAAUUUAGCAUUGAAUUUAAACAUAAAGAUAAAUUUCAUAGUAACGGAAUAUCAACCGUGUUAUACGGAUUAUUCCGUUUUCUCACCGUAUGAGACAUUAGCUACAAAGACUGGUGGUGAAUUUUUUGUAAUGAAAAAACAUAAAAUACCUGAAAUUAUUGAAUACGUUAAAAGGUUGAUAGAAAGUAAUAAAGUUGUAAUACUGAGUAAGCGCUUCAGACCGGAAGAAGAAAAGAAAGUUGAUGUGACGCUGGAUUCAGGUAUCAAAGACGCACUCGUUGCUGUGACUGGUGGUGAUAACUCAACGAUACAUGUCAAAGACAAGUUUAAUGCUACAGUUCCCGUGAAAGGCAUUGCAGAUACAAAAAAAUCUAAAAUAGUUGCCUGGAAUAAUACAGAACCAGGAGAUUACCACAUUGAAUUAAAUAAAACAGAUAACAAGACGAAUACAUUACUGAUAAUACAUGGAACAAGUAAAAUUACCUUUAGUUAUGGAUUCUCUGCUCUCAAGCCUGAAUAUAUGAACGAAACAACAAAUCGACCAGUUCCAGGUAAAUUGAGUUUACAAUGA
This is a messenger RNA of Papilio machaon (common yellow swallowtail), 906 nucleotides long. RefSeq names its product hemicentin-2-like. Bases 19 to 906 code for a protein of 295 amino acids. The transcript is spliced from 6 exons. Lineage: Eukaryota; Metazoa; Arthropoda; Insecta; Lepidoptera; Papilionidae. The record is from RefSeq and is a predicted model, not a curated record.